UUGGAAUAAUUUACAGGUUCCAAUAAUUUGUGUGACCUUGUGCAGCCUCAUGCACGAGUCAACUCAAGUCAAGCUAGGGAAAAGGGAGGGGUUCCAAAGACAACCCAAGACGUAGAGAACAAAUCAUGUUGCAUAGCUGGUUUUCUGCACUAGUUAUGCGGCGGCUAGGCUCCACGUUGUCGGCAGGCUUCGUCCAUGGUAAGGCGUAUCCGUGUCCAACUCCAGCCUAUGCAGUGCAGAGACGUACCAAUCUCCGUGUAACGUGCGUGUGUGUCUAAGUAAAUAUAUGGGUCUGUCUAGGACACAUCUAAGUUGAUGUUCACUCUGCUUGUGGUCUAUUUUUUUUGUCUUGGUUUUUCUUUUGUUUCUUGUUGCUGCAUUAUAUACUUGUGGGAGUUUAGAUGUGACAUCCUUAAAAAACAUCUAGAUGUGACUUAGACAAACUGUAAAUAUAUAGACCCGCCCGGUAGUGUGACUAUCAAGAACGAGAUCGAGAAGCCUACUCAUGGCUGGACCUGACGAGGCCAAGAUGGCGGCAAUGGUGCGCUCGUGGCCGUGGGUCGGCAUGCUGAUGCCGAUGGUGCUCCGCCACCUCCGCAAGUCGGCGUGGCUCUACCUGAUGCCCAUGGUGGCGGCGUGCGUGCCGAUCGGGGUGCUGAGGGCCUACUUCGAGCGGAGCCUCCGGCGGUGCGUCCGGCGGCUGCUCCCGUUCUUCGACCCGUUCAUCACCGUCGACAUCGCCAGCCUGCGCGAGGACUACAUGGACAAGAUCAAGUCCAGCGACGCCUACGAGGAGGUCAAGGCGCACCUGAGCGCCGCGUGCUCGCGGGAGGCGCGCCACUUCCGGGCCGAGGGCGCCGACGAGGGCACCGGCUUCGUGCUCAGCAUGCGGGAGGGGCAGGACGAGGUGGCCGACGAGUUCCGGGGCGUCACCAUCUGGUGGUCCGCUCUCAAGGAGGACGACUACGACAUGCGGAGGUGCUGCCGCCUCACCUUCCACCAGAGGCACAGGAAGCUCAUCGUCGACGAGUACCUCCCGCACGUGCGACGGUGCGGGCGCGCUGCCAUGUCCGGCACCCGCCGCCGCCGCCUCUACACCAACAAGACCAACCUCAGCUACUCUGCUAGCAGGAAAGACGUGUGGAGCUACAUCGACUUUCACCAUCCGACGACGUUCGAAACCCUCGCCAUGCACCCCGACAAGAAGCAGAUGAUCAUCGACGACCUCAACGACUUCCGCAGCAGCGAGGACUACUACCUCCGCAUCGGCAAGGCGUGGAAGCGCGGCUACCUCCUCUACGGCCCGCCGGGAACGGGCAAGUCCACCAUGAUCGCUGCCAUGGCCAACUACCUCAACUACACCGUCUACGACAUCGAGCUGACGACGCUAAAAUCCAACAAUGACCUACGGAAGCUCUUCGUCGAGACGACGGGCAAGUCGAUCAUUGUCAUCGAGGACAUCGACUGCUCCCUCAACCUAACCGGCAGCCGCGCCGCCAUGGCCCAGACAAAGCGAGCGGACGGGGCGCCCAAGAAGGGCAGCGUAGUGACGCUGUCCGGACUGCUCAACUUCAUCGACGGGAUCUGGUCGGCACACAGUGGCGAGUGGAUCAUCGUGUUCACCACCAACCACCUGGACAAGCUCGAUGCCGCGCUAAUCCGGCGCGGGAGGAUGGACUUGCACAUUGAGAUGUCCUACUGUGGGUUCGAGGCAUUCAAGCGAAUAUGGCGAAUCCUAACCAGUUGAGCGCGUAACGCGUAUCACGCCCGUCGCUGCUGCCUAUGGAUCCGCGCGCUGUGGCCCACUGGGUCCCAGCCAAAGGUCCACUUAAUUUCAGUUCCCACCGCUAUACGGGUGAAAUACAGUCAAAUCGUACCUGUGCAAAUCCCAUACGGCCGUACGUAAGCCACCCGUGAGACCCGCAGCUACACCACCACCACCACCCAUCGCCACCAUCACUCCAUCGGAUUUCAAAUUUUGAAUCCCCUCAGCCAGAUUCUGCUUCUCUCCCCGGUGACCCACUUGCGACGCCCCAUCGCACAAACGCCGUCGGGACUGACUUCGUCGCCGGUCUCAAGUUCGCCGCCAUCCAAAACAAUCAAUCCUCAUGGGGAAUCUCUCACAGAUCUGUUAUUCAGCUUUCGCUCCGCUCCCUCCGAUCCGGUCUACGUUCCAGUCUAGGGAACGCCAGAGGAAGAUGAAUGUUGGUCGCCAACAAGGCACUCCGGUGCUCCUUCAUCGUUAGAGGAUUGGGCUCCUUCCCCGUCUAGCCACGGACAAGUGAAGUGCCUGAGUCAAAUUCAGAUGUCUCGUCUACUCCGUGGAUUGCAAGGUACUCC
Molecule: messenger RNA, 2340 nt
Organism: Triticum aestivum (bread wheat)
Lineage: Eukaryota; Viridiplantae; Streptophyta; Magnoliopsida; Poales; Poaceae
Product: AAA-ATPase At3g28610
Exons: 3
Coding region: 506-1747 (413 amino acids)
Molecular function (GO): ATP hydrolysis activity; ATP binding
Source: RefSeq, a predicted model, not a curated record